Pelodiscus sinensis (Chinese soft-shelled turtle) is the source of this 1698-nucleotide messenger RNA. RefSeq names its product tetratricopeptide repeat domain 33 (gene TTC33). Lineage: Eukaryota; Metazoa; Chordata; Testudines; Trionychidae. The record is from RefSeq and is a predicted model, not a curated record. Gene Ontology annotation, molecular function: protein binding.
GCUUCCGUGCUAGCCGGGUUCAAAGGUCGUGUUUUUAGAGGUGGCGGAAGAGCAAUAGCCAGAAAGGGGGCCAGCUGGCUUUGUCAAAAAUCAAUAUUAAACUAUCAUGUUCUGGAUUGUCUACUUUCAACAACAGCAUCAAAACUACCCUCCUGUGCUGCUGUUUCUUACUGAAUGGGAGGAGACCUUCAAUGUGCCCCAGUAGUCCAAAAAUGAGAGUGUCUCACAAAGAACACCUUGCUGCUAGGCCUCUACUGGUAGCAAGUUUUUUAGAAUGGCUUCUUUUGGGUGGAAGAGGAAGAUUGGUGAGAAGGUUUCAAAGGCUACUUCCCAACAAUUUGAAGCUGAAGCUGCUGAUGACAAAGGUCUGGUUGAUAAUGGUGAUGUUGACUGGCUCCAUGCCACUAAGAGAAGAAAGGAGAUUCUGUUGGAAGACUGCAUGGAAAAAAGUAAACAACUAAAAGAAGAAGGUGCACUUUUGGCAGAAAAUAGGAGGUACUGGGAAGCUGUUCACAAAUGGGAUGAAGCACUUCAGUUAACUCCAGAAGAUGCUACACUUUAUGAAAUGAAAUCACAGGUCUUGAUGGCUCUACAUGAGAUGUUCCCAGCAGUGCAUGCAGCAGAAAUGGCCAUCCAGCGAAAUCCGCAUUCUUGGGAGGCAUGGCAGACUUUGGGACGUGCUCAGCUUGGAUUAGGAGAAAUAGGACUGGCAAUUCGCAGCUUUCAGGUGGCCUUGCACAUCUAUCCAGUGAGCCCUGAACUAUGGAAGGAGGACCUUUCCUGGGCAAGAAAGCUGCAUGAACAACAAAAUAAAGCAACAAAAACUAAGACAGCAGAGGCUGAGGCAAAAGAAGCAGAUGUUGCUCAUGAAUCAAUCCCAGACUAUGACUUUGAAAGCGAUGAGAUUGUGGCAGUUUGUGCAGCUAUCGCGGAGAAGGAGAAGACUGUUUCAGCAACUAAAACAGUGGUGAUUGUGUCUGCUUCUGGCACAGUAGAGACCGUAACUGAGAAGGAGGAAUGUUCUACAACCCCCGAUGAAACUGCUUUUAUUAGAGCCCGGUAGUACAGCAUAAUCUUUUGCUAGUAUUCUUUUGAAAUGUAACGUUUAUUAAGUGUGGGAUGAAUUUUUUUAGCAGCAGUGUAACAGGGUAAAAUAGAAGGGGUCAUUAUUUCUGAAAUAGCUUUUUCAGAGAAAAGAUUUUUAAAAGAAAUUGUGAAAAGAACAGAAAGAACAGAUACACAGACCUGAAUGCCUGCUGCAACCAUACUAUCAACUAGGUGUUGAUAUUAAAACUCAUAUUGUAAGAUUGCACUAUCAUUUGAAAACCUUGACUACGUUAUCAAAACUGCUUUCAUUCAACUCCAUUUCUUAAUUGCACAGAUGAAACAACAUCUGCUGUUUCUCCUGUAAUUAAUUGUCAGUUAUUUAAAAAACAACUGGAAAAGAGCAAGUUGAUAUAAGUCUUACAGCUCAAACUUGUUAAUAAUUAACAUUAUAAAUGUUGAAGAUGGUGAAGUGAGCAAUAAUGUCUUCUUGCAUGAAGGAGCACCUAGCGCAAUUUUUGAGACUGUGUUUUAUUCCCAAAUUUGACAUCUGAUGGAACGAACCUUAUUGUAAUGUUGUACAUUGUGUUGUAUUUUGCAUGCUUAGGUCUUGGACUUCUCCAUAUUGUAAAUAAAGUGGGGACUUUCCUGCCA